CUUCUCUCUAUCAUUACACACGAUAUGUCUGGCAAAGCUGUUUCAAUGGCGACUUCAUUUUCUAUUCAUUAACGCCACACAUAACAUCCUCAUCGCGUAGGAUCCAGAAACCGAAACCAUGGGUCUCUGUUUCUCCUCCGCCAAAGUCUCCGGCCGCCAACACCGCAGCCCCCGGAGUCCCAACCCACCACAUCAUCCCCUCACCGUCGCUAAACCCAGACCGCCACAAUCCCCAUGUUCAUUCCUAGCCGUCACGAUCCAAAAAGACCACAAGACCCAACCGCGACGAAACGCCGCGACGACGCCGAAUAAGAAAACGCCGCCCCAUACGCAAACGCGACAGACGCCAACGCACGGGAAGGCGAGAGAGAAGGUGAAGAGACACGGAGAAAAGAUCCCGUACGGAAAGCGCGUGGAUUUCGGGUACGCUAAAGAUUUCGAUAACCGUUACACCAUCGGGAAGUUGCUCGGACAUGGCCAGUUCGGUUAUACAUAUGUUGCUACCGAUAAAAGAACCGGAGAUCGUGUCGCCGUCAAGAAAAUCGAUAAAGCCAAGAUGACACUGCCGAUAGCUGUGGAAGAUGUUAGGAGAGAGGUGAAGAUACUUCAAGCUUUAACUGGUCAUGAAAACGUUGUUCGGUUCUACAAUGCCUUCGAGGACAAGAACUCUGUUUAUAUAGCCAUGGAGUUAUGUGAAGGUGGUGAAUUGCUGGAUCGGAUAUUAGCCAAGAAAGAUAGUCAUUAUACCGAAAGAGACGCCGCCGUGGUAGUGAGACAGAUGCUAAAAGUUGCAGCUGAAUGUCAUUUACGUGGUUUGGUUCAUAGAGAUAUGAAACCAGAGAAUUUUCUUUUCAAAUCAACUGAAGAAGACUCGGCUCUAAAAGCUACAGAUUUCGGUUUAUCAGACUUCAUAAAACCAGGCAAGAAGUUUCAUGAUAUAGUAGGGAGCGCGUAUUACGUAGCACCUGAAGUAUUGAAACGAAGGUCAGGACCCGAAUCAGAUGUGUGGAGUAUCGGUGUUAUCAGUUACAUUCUUCUCUGCGGGAGACGACCUUUCUGGGAUAAGACUGAAGAUGGUAUCUUCAAAGAGGUAUUGAAGAACAAACCUGACUUCAGAAGAAAACCGUGGCCAACCAUUAGCAACAGCGCCAAAGAUUUCGUUAAGAAGUUGUUAGUAAAAGACCCAAGAGCUAGAUUAACAGCUGCACAGGCAUUAUCGCAUCCAUGGGUUAGAGAAGGAGGGGAUGCAACUGAGAUUCCCAUAGACAUAUCUGUUCUCAGCAAUAUGCGUCAGUUUGUGAAAUUUAGCCGCCUCAAGCAAUUCGCCUUAAGGGCUCUUGCAACGACGCUUGAUGAAGAGGAGUUGGCUGAUCUUAGAGACCAGUUUGGUGCGAUGGAUGCCGAUAAGAAUGGAGCCAUUAGCCUUGACGAGAUGCGGCAGGCCCUUGCGAAAGAUCAUCCUUGGAAGCUUAAAGAUGCACGCGUCGCUGAGAUUCUUCAAGCGAUUGAUAGCAACACAGAUGGAUUUGUGGAUUUCGAGGAGUUUGUUGCUGCUGCGUUACACGUAAAUCAACUAGAGGAGCAUGAUUCUGAGAAAUGGCAACAGAGAUCAAGAGCAGCAUUUGAGAAGUUCGAUAUAGACGGAGAUGGAUUUAUAACAGCCGAAGAACUCCGAAUGCAUACUGGCUUGAAAGGGUCCAUUGAGCCACUACUUGAAGAAGCAGACAUUGACCAUGAUGGUAAAAUCAGCCUCAAUGAGUUUCGUAGACUUUUGAAAACUGCGAGUAUCAAAUCAAGAAAUGUUAGAAACCCUCCUGGUUAUCUUGUUUCUCGAAAAGCCUGAAAGAAGUUUACAGUAUCGGAGAGAAUAUACAAAAUCAAGAUCAAGAAAGUUCUUGAAUCUUUUUAUCUCUCUUGUGUAGAAAAAGAUGAGGACCGCAUGUUUUAAUGUGUUGUUGUCACAUAUGAAAUUUUAUAACCACUGAUAAAAAAUGGAUAAUCAUAUAACCAAUGAGAGCAAUAAUGUAAAGGUGAAUUUAUUUGUGUGAAUAGGCACCGUAUGAUCUA
Molecule: messenger RNA, 2067 nt
Organism: Raphanus sativus (radish)
Lineage: Eukaryota; Viridiplantae; Streptophyta; Magnoliopsida; Brassicales; Brassicaceae
Product: calcium-dependent protein kinase 16
Exons: 12
Coding region: 119-1843 (574 amino acids)
Biological process (GO): protein autophosphorylation; intracellular signal transduction; peptidyl-serine phosphorylation
Cellular component (GO): cytoplasm; nucleus
Molecular function (GO): calcium ion binding; calmodulin binding; calcium/calmodulin-dependent protein kinase activity
Source: RefSeq, a predicted model, not a curated record